Oncorhynchus nerka (sockeye salmon) is the source of this 2652-nucleotide messenger RNA. RefSeq names its product homeobox protein Hox-D3a-like. Gene Ontology annotation, cellular component: nucleus. Gene Ontology annotation, molecular function: DNA-binding transcription factor activity, RNA polymerase II-specific; RNA polymerase II cis-regulatory region sequence-specific DNA binding. Gene Ontology annotation, biological process: embryonic skeletal system morphogenesis; anterior/posterior pattern specification; regulation of transcription by RNA polymerase II. The record is from RefSeq and is a predicted model, not a curated record. The transcript has 4 exons. Lineage: Eukaryota; Metazoa; Chordata; Actinopteri; Salmoniformes; Salmonidae. The coding region runs from base 370 to 1566 and encodes 398 amino acids.
GCUCCUCGCUCUAUUUCUGACCACGUGAUUGUCUAAAUAAUUCAUGCAGCACAUCCCCUAGAAACACGGCGUCGUCAUUAAUCGCGAGGACUCUAUCAGACUUGAAAACUGAAAAGAUCCCAAGAAAAUAAUAUCCAAACGCUCCGAUACUCAACGCAUCUGAAGCCAGCACUUUAACACAGCAUCUGAGCCAAUGGAAGCUUGGUCAUGGUGGAUUGAAUGAUGAGCACGUGAAGAAAAACACAACACUGAUCUGCAUAAAAUACGGUGAAAGAAUACUGAGGCGGUGGGAAACUCCAAUCACGUGAUAGAAGAACACCCAUACCAUUGGAUAGGGCUGCAUUGGCCUUCUUGUUUUGAAUCCUCACAAUGCAGAAAGCUACUUUCUACGAUAAUUCUGGAGUCUUUGGAAGCUACUCUUACCCCAAAUCCGAGUCAUAUAGUUAUGGCCCCAGUCACCAGCCCUACUCCACUUCUAACCUUCAGAGUGAUUAUCAGGGUCCAGUUUGUCCAAUACAAACCCCAACUGUACGGCCACCAACUCAUAAAGACAAUACCAUGAAUGGAAACUGCACGAGAUCCAGUAGCAGCCAAGGAAACAGCCAACUGCCGAGUAUUCGUGAACAGCCGCAAGCGCCUCCAUUGUCGGCCUCUUCGCCUAACUCCAGCAACACUUCAUCUCAGAAGAAGAAAUCUCCCUCAAACAAUGAUUCUAAUACUGCCACCCCAGUCACUAACAAACAAAUAUUCCCAUGGAUGAAGGAGACGCGAUCCAACGCCAAACUGAAAAGCAACAGCAGCAACAACAAUUGCUCAACCGCAGAAGGUGAGUCCUGCGAUGAAAAAAGCCCACCUGGUCCAGCCUCCAAACGGGUCCGAACUGCUUACACCAGUGCACAACUUGUAGAACUUGAGAAGGAGUUCCAUUUCAACCGGUACCUGUGUCGUCCCCGAAGAGUGGAGAUGGCUAAUUUAUUGAAUCUCACUGAGCGCCAAAUAAAGAUCUGGUUUCAAAACAGAAGGAUGAAGUACAAAAAGGAUCAGAAGGCUAAGGGGAUAAUGCACUCUCCCAUCGGACACUCGCCGGACAGAAGCCCACCAUUAAGUGGCCCAAAUCACAUCGGAUAUUCUGUCAACGUAAACUGUCUCAGCUAUGACGCACCGUCGCCCCCUUCAUUCGCCAAACCCCAGCAAAACAUGUACGGCUUGGCAGCUUACACGGCACCAUUAGGUGGCUGUAUACCGCAACAGAAAAGGUAUCCGGGCUCCGAAUACGAGCACCACAGCAUGCAAGGCAAUGGUGGCUUUGCCAACGCUAAUUUGCAAGGCAGUCCGGUGUACGUUGGGGGAAAUUUCGUUGAUUCCAUGCCAGCCUCGGGUCCCAUGUUCAACCUCGGCCAUCUACCCCAUCCCUCAUCCGCCAGCGUGGACUACAGCUGUGCCGCUCAGAUUCCAGGCAACCACCACCAUGGACCCUGUGAUCCCCAUCCCACAUAUACAGACCUCAGCUCUCACCAUGCGUCUCAGGGAAGGAUUCAGGAAGCGCCUAAACUAACGCAUUUGUAAAAUGUGAGGAUUUUGUCUGUGCCCAAAUUCUGUUAGGCUCUUUUAUUAUCUCAGUAGUCUCAAGUCAUUUAUAUGAUUACACUAAAAGUGAGUCAUGUAUUACCAGUGUUAUUAUUGAUAUUACUAUUCAUGCUAUUGUGUAAUAAUUACUUUCUAAGAAUAUGUCUGGGCCAUUUUUCUUGACUGUUGAGGAUGCGCAGGAGAGACCGUUUGUCUGUUGAGGAUGCGCAGGAGAGACCGUUUGUCUGUUGAGGAUGCGCAGGAGAGACCGUUUGUCUGUUGAGGAUGCGCAGGAGAGACCGUUUGUCUGUUGAGGAUGCGCAGGAGAGACCGUUUGUCUGUUGUUCGUUUUCUGAAGUGCAAUGCGCAGUAUUGGGGACGGAAAACGUCAUUAACAUUACUUGAAGGUAAGUCCUGUAGAUCUGACAGUAGUUACCCAUCUUUAUAGGGAUGGGUUUUUAUUAAAAAAAAAAAAGCUCCAAGGUGUCUGUUUGCUAUAUUUGAAGCGUCUUAUUUAUUUUUCCAAGAUUGUAUUGCAUUUAUCUAAUUUUCUGUAUGUAUUAUUUAAGGUUUUUGUAUUACACAUUAUUUAUAAUUUACAUGUAUUACUAUUUAUAUGGACAUCUAGAAUUUAUGCAACAUCGUUGGACAGACUUUGACAUCAUGGCCAUUCAAUAGGUACACGGGUUUUUGGUGAAUGCUUGUUUUAAAAUAUGCCUUCAGAGGCUGGUGGUCUUAGGUUUGUUGUAGAAGGAACUCCUACGUGUAAAUCUGGGAAUAUUGGGGAUUUUUUUACGUGUCUCUAUGAAAAACAAAGUUAGGCUACAUGUAGCUCUAUCAAAAUACCGAAUAUACAUUUACAUUUAAGUCAUUUAGCAGACGCUCUUAUCCAGAGCGACUUACAAAUUGGGUAUUACAGAAAUGAAUCACACCAGUAUGUCAUUUGUUGUCAUUGCCAAUUUUCAUAUCAGGUCAUUGUCAUUUCAUCAGUUGGACUGUCCAUGCAUACAUUUAUGAAACGCUAAUGAUAUGAAAAUGUUAUAUUUUAAUGUGUUUAACAUUUUGUAAAUAAAGUGCUUACAUUUA